GCCGUAGGAGCAAUUUUCGAGAAAUUUGAAAGUCAAAACGAAACGAAAUGGGAAGUCUGCCCCAAUCUCAAGAGACAGGGGGCGACAUUCCUAUCCAGGCCGUGAAAUUGAGGGAGAGCUGGGUUUUUGCACCCCAAACACCUAACGGACGAACCGUGGACAGAGAAAGAGACUUGGGAAUAUUUUUGGAGCAAUUUUGGAAGAUUUUUUCGUCAUUGGAGCCCAUG
Messenger RNA from Linum tenue, 227 nucleotides. The record is from the annotation of a GenBank genome assembly. NCBI's taxonomy places the organism in Eukaryota, Viridiplantae, Streptophyta, Magnoliopsida, Malpighiales, Linaceae.